Molecule: messenger RNA, 4251 nt
Organism: Carica papaya (papaya)
Lineage: Eukaryota; Viridiplantae; Streptophyta; Magnoliopsida; Brassicales; Caricaceae
Source: RefSeq, a predicted model, not a curated record
GUUUUAGUGAUGACAGCCCAAAUACUUUUAAACAUUUUGAGGCACAGCAUAAUUAAAAUGGAAGCCAUUGAUCUCCUUAUUCUGGAUGAGUGCCAUCAUGCUGUUAAGAAACAUCCAUAUUCUUUAGUGAUGUCUGAGUUCUAUCACACUACCCCAAAGGAGAAAAGACCAACUGUUUUUGGAAUGACGGCUUCACCUGUUAACUUAAAGGGUGUUUCAAGUCAAGUCGACUGUGCAAUGAAAAUUCGUAAUCUUGAGAGCAAACUAGAUUCCAUCGUUUGUACAAUAAAAGACAGGAAGGAGCUGGAAAAGCAUGUCCCAAUGCCUUCAGAAAUUGUUGUGGAGUAUGACAAAGCUGCUACCUUGUGGUCUCUUCAUGAACAAAUAAAGCAAAUGGAAGUAGCAGUUGAGGAAGCUGCACAAUCAAGCUCUAAAAGGAGUAAAUGGCAAUUUAUGGGAGCAAGAGAUGCAGGAGCCAAAGAAGAGUUACGCCAAGUUUAUGGUGUCUCUGAACGAACAGAGAGUGAUGGAGCUGCUAAUUUGGUUCAAAAAUUGAGAGCUAUCAAUUAUGCACUUGCUGAACUGGGUCAAUGGUGUGCUUUCAAGGUUGCACAAUCCUUUUUGACUGCUUUACAAAACGAUGAAAGGGUAAGCUACCAGCUUGAUGUGAAAUUUCAGGAAACCUACCUGAGUAAAGUUGUCUCUCUUUUACAAUGCCUAUUAUCGGAGGGUGCUGCUUCUGACAAGGAUAUGAAAGCUGUUGACACUGAAAAUGACACUGAAUUGGGUGGAAAUAAUCUUGAUGACAUUGAGGAGGGCGAGCUUCCUGAUACUCAUGCCGUCUCUGGUGGGGAGCAUGUGGAUGUAAUAAUAGGAGCUGCUGUAGCUGACGGAAAAGUGACUCCAAAAGUGCAGUCAUUGAUUAAAAUACUUAUGAAGUAUCAACAUACAGAGGAUUUUCGUGCAAUCAUCUUUGUUGAACGAGUUGUGGCUGCUUUGGUUCUUCCAAAGGUUUUUUCUGAGCUUCCAUCUCUAAGUUUUAUCAAGUGUGCAAGCUUGAUUGGGCACAACAACAGCCAGGAGAUGCGUACAUGCCAAAUGCAGGACACAAUUUCCAAAUUCCGAGAUGGUCGUGUAACACUGUUAGUUGCCACCAGUGUUGCUGAGGAAGGGCUUGAUAUUAGGCAAUGCAAUGUCGUCAUUCGCUUUGACCUUGCAAAAACUGUUUUGGCAUAUAUUCAGUCAAGGGGGCGUGCUAGAAAGCCUGGAUCAGAUUAUAUCCUGAUGGUUGAGAGGGAAAAUCUUUCUCAUGCGGCAUUCUUAAGGAAUGCUCGGAACAGUGAGGAGACCUUGCGGAAGGAAGCAAUCGAGAGAACUGACCUCAGUCAUCUUAAAGAUACGUCAAGGUUGCUUUCAGUGGAUGUGAUGCCCGGUACAGUGUACCAGGUGGAAACCACUGGAGCCGUUGUGAGCUUAAAUUCUGCUGUUGGACUCAUCCAUUUUUACUGCUCUCAGUUACCCAGUGACAGGUAUUCAAUACUUCGUCCUGAGUUCAUUAUGGAGAGGCAUGAGAAGCCAGGAUGCCCCAUUGAAUAUUCAUGCCGGCUUCAACUCCCUUGUAAUGCACCAUUUGAAAAGCUUGAAGGUCCUAUAUGCAGUUCAAUGCGGCUUGCACAGCAGGCUGUGUGUUUGGCUGCUUGCAAGAAGCUCCAUGAAAUGGGAGCAUUUACCGACAUGCUCUUGCCCGACAAGGGAAGUGGUGAAGAAGUGGAAAAGGUUGACCAAAAUGAUGAAGGAGAUGCACUUCCUGGGACUGCUAGACAUAGAGAGUUCUAUCCUGAAGGUGUAGCUGAUAUACUUAAGGGAGAGUGGAUCUUAUCUGGAAGAGAUUGUUGUGAUGAUUCCGAACUUCAUCUCUACAUGUAUGCGGUUAAAUGUGUUGACAGUGGUGUUUCAAAAGAUCCAUUCUUAACUCAAGUAUCAGAUUUCGCAGUACUUUUUGGCAAUCAGCUGGAUGCAGAGGUGUUAUCGAUGUCGAUGGAUCUAUUUAUCGCUCGGGCCAUGAUCACAAAGGCCUCUCUUGUCUUUAGGGGUGCAAUAUGUAUUACUGAACGUCAGCUGGCAUCCCUUAAAAACUUUCAUGUUCGAUUGAUGAGCAUUGUACUAGACGUGGAUGUUGAACCUUCCACCACGCCUUGGGAUCCUACAAAGGCAUAUCUGUUUGUCCCUGUGGUUGGCGAUAAGUCUGUAGAUCCUUUUAAAGAAAUUGACUGGGAUUUGGUUGAUGAAAUAACUAGAGCAGAUGCAUGGACCAACCCCCUUCAGAGAGCUCGACCAGAUGUUUACCUUGGUACAAAUGAGCGGACACUUGGUGGAGACAGAAGGGAGUAUGGAUUUGGAAAAUUACGUAACGGUAUGGCUUUUGGACAAAAGUGCCAUCCCACUUAUGGUAUCAGAGGGGCUGUAGCACAGUUUGAUGUUGUCAAAGCUUCUGGAUUGAUUCCUAAUCGAAAUGCUUUUGAAAUGCAAAAAGUGGAUUUAUCAAAAGGUGAACUUAUGAUGGCCGAUGGUCUUGCCAAUGUGCAAGAUCUUGUAGGAAAAAUUGUAACUGCAGCUCAUUCAGGGAAGAGGUUUUACGUGGAUUCAAUACGCUAUGAUAUGACUGCAGAGACCUCCUUUCCUCGGAAAGAGGGCUAUCUUGGUCCUUUGCAGUAUAGCUCAUAUGCUGAUUACUAUAAGCAAAAGUAUGGGGUUGAGCUGUUAUUUAAGCGGGAACCUUUAAUAAGAGGACGUGGUGUUUCAUAUUGCAAGAACCUCCUCUCUCCACGAUUUGAACACUCAGAAGCACUUGAAUGUGAAUGUGAGGAGACGCUUGAUAAGACAUAUUAUGUGUUUCUUCCUCCUGAGCUCUGCUUUGUACAUCCACUUCCUGGAUCACUCGUUCGAGGUGCCCAGAGGUUACCCUCGAUAAUGAGGAGGGUUGAAAGUAUGUUGCUUGCGAUUCAGCUCAAGGAUAUAAUAGAUUAUCCUGUCCAUGCAUCAAAGAUAUUGGAGGCCUUGACUGCUGCUUCAUGCCAGGAGACAUUCUGUUACGAGAGAGCAGAGCUUCUGGGAGAUGCUUAUUUGAAAUGGGUUGUCAGUCGAUUCUUGUUUCUUAAGUAUCCCCAGAAACAUGAAGGUCAACUCACUAGGAUGAGACAACAAAUGGUGAGUAACAUGGUCCUAUACCAGUAUGCCCUUAGCAAGGGACUGCAGUCAUAUAUCCAAGCAGAUCGAUUUGCUCCAUCUAGAUGGGCUGCUCCAGGAGUGCUGCCGAUUUUUGAUGAAGAUACAAAGGAGGACUUAUUUGACCAGGAGAAAUUGCUUACUGAGGAUAAAGCAGGAACUAAUCUCCAUGAUGAUGAUUAUGAAGAUGGUGAAAAGGAAGAUGGUGAGCUUGAGAGUGACUCAAGUUCCUACAGAGUCCUUUCUAGCAAGACAUUAGCAGAUGUUGUCGAAGCAUUAAUUGGUGUCUAUUAUGUUGAGGGUGGCAAAAAUGCAGCUAAUCACCUCAUGAAAUGGAUUGGCAUUCAGGUAGAGUCUGAUCCUGAAGAGAUAGAGUGUGCAGUAAGACCAACCACAGUUCCUGAGAGCAUACUAAGGAGUGUUGACUUUGAUGCUCUUGAAGGUGCCUUAAACAUUAAAUUCAAAGAUUGGGGCCUUUUGGUUGAAGCUAUUACUCAUGCGUCACGGCCAUCUUCUGGAAUAUCCUGCUACCAGCGACUGGAAUUUGUGGGAGAUGCUGUCUUAGACCAUCUCAUUACAAGGCACUUAUUUUUCAUGUAUACAGAUCUGCCCCCAGGCCGCUUGACUGACCUGCGAGCUGCUGCUGUGAACAAUGAAAACUUUGCACGUGUUGCAGUUAAACAUAAGCUCCAUUUACACUUACGGCAUGGGUCGAGUGCCCUUGAAAAACAGAUCAGGGAUUUUGUGAAGGAAGUUCAAGGUGAAUUGUCAAAGCCAGGGUUCAACUCCUUUGGUCUAGGAGAUUGCAAAGCUCCGAAAGUUCUUGGGGACAUUGUUGAGUCUAUUGCUGGUGCUAUUUUUCUUGACAGUGGUAGAGAUACAAGGUUUACAUUUGCUGUUCGUGUGAAUACCGCGGAUAAGGGAUGGACUGAUGAAUGCAUAGGAGAACCUAUGCCCAGUGUGAAGAAGGCCAAGGACUCUGCUGCAGUCCUACUCUUAGAACUUCUUAAUAAAUGGUAUUCUUGA